CCUGACUGCACCUCCCCCUCACUCACAGGAAGAGCCCCCCAGCCCAGCCAGACUGGCAGCUGAACUCUCCAAUGGGUGUGCUAGUGCAGCCUGUCCAGCCCUGCUUUACUGAGUUCUGUGUGGGGCAACAGGAGACAGAGAUAUCCAAGGGACACAGACAGGCUGAAAGAGACAAGCAAUAGAUGGGACUGGAGACAGAAGGAAAGUCAGAGCGAGCCUGCCUUACAGACAUCAGGGGAGACAGACAGACAGUGGUGGAGACAGACAGAGCAGGAGAGAGGUGGGCAGGGUUCCCCACUCACACUAUGGAGUUCCUGGCUGGAUAAAUGCUUGGGAGUAUAAGAUGUGCAUCUUGGCAUCAUGUCUUAGCCGGUUGAUUGUGAUUCUGGCAGUAAUCUCUGUGUCAUCCAGUUCAUCUAAAUGGGGAGAGGAAGGAGUCGAGUAUGGAAGAAUUGGAGGCAGUGUCACUUUAAUGUGCAGCAAUACAAAUGAAAGUUCUGUGGCAGAAUGGAGGUUCAACGGAGCUCCGGAUAUACCCUGGGGCUUCUUCACUGAUCAUGGGCACCUAGAGAUUCCAAACAUUGAGAUCUCAGCCAUGGGGAACUACAGUUGUCAUAACCAGUCUGGCGGUCUCCUGUCUUCUGUGCUUCUGAGAGUGGGGUAUGCUCCUGGGCUGCUGUCUGUUUCCUGCAGAGCCUCAGAUUACUAUAACUUUUCCUGCUAUUGGAAGUCCAGCGUGGAAACAUUUCUGCCAACGAGAUACUUUGCAUCUUACAGGAGUAACAAUCACGUUACUGGGACCUGCCUGCAGGAAGCUCUGCGACCCAACAUGUGCUCGGUGAGAGAGUCUCAGCCUUGGAGCAUUUACCAGAUGAACAUCACGGAAACCAAUCCCCUUGGAUCCAGCAUCCGCAUCAUUGAAUUCACUGUGCAGUCCAUUGUUAAACCAGAUCCUCCUGAAAAGCUGAUGGUUGAACCUGUUCCUUUUGUCCCCAAACGACUCCGUGUAAGUUGGAUUUAUCCGUCCACCUGGCCAUGGGAGCCUCAAUUCCAGCUCAGAUUCCGGCUGCAGUACCGUCCUGUCCUUCAUCAGUCCUGGUCGGUGGUGGAGACCGUUAACCUGACAGAUGUUAUCACAGAUGCGUUUGCUGGUGUAGAACAUGUGAUCCAAGUCAGCGCCAGAGAUUUCCUCGAUGCUGGAAAUUGGAGUGAAUGGAGCCCAGAAGUCAGAGCCACACCAUGGACCAGUCCUACAACAAAGGCCAGCGAAGAAACCACUAUAUCAGAGAUCGAGUCUGAACCGGAAGAGCCAAUUAAUCGCGAUGACCCAUGGGAAAAAGUGGCUAUUUUGAUCUCCUUUGGAGUUUUAGCUUUUGUUGUUUUGGUACUUUUUCUGAUUAUCGGUGUCCUCAUCUGGGUUUUCGUAGGAAGAAAAGGAAAAGAGAGUGGUAUUAAGAUGAAUUUCCUGGCGGCCAUACACAUGAAAGCAUUACCAAAAACACAGAUUUUGUAGUCAUCUUACAACGGGCAAGUUAUCCGCAACAAUAAAACAAGGUCAGAUGAAGCCUAAAGGGUCAAUCAGAUCCCGUUCUGCACAGGAGCUUUCACUCUAUUUGCUGGGUCAGGAACAGAUGUGAAAGAAUUUUCACCAGAAGACAUUGAAAGGUUUGCUUAUCGGACUCUGGGUCUGGUGCAGGUUAGCUUGACAGUGGAUCCAAAACUGAUUUGUUCAGUCGGAAUCUUCUGGUCCAUUUCUUCAGAUUAAAGGAGGUAACUACCAGAGCCUGAAGAGAACGGUUGGCAGUCUGUGUGCCGUAGGGAUGGGUGGCAAUAAACACAUUGCUACUAUUGGAUAUUGAUUCUUUACACAGAACUCUAUCGCCAUCAAACGCAUGAUAAUGGUCUCUUACACUUCAGGAUGGCUUGAACAGAAUCUAUCAACAUGCUCAGAAUGGACGGUGUUUAAACAGAUAACAGAUAGAUCCUCGUCAGGACAUUUAUCUUAAUGUUUAGCUUCUCACCUCUAUACAGGUGUGUGCAUUGUACAUAUAAAUAUAUAUAUAUAAAAUAUCUGAGCAGUUAUUAAAGCUAAACAAGACAAUGCCGAACUGCUUUUCACACGGUUAUAAUACCUGAACAUAAAGACACAUUGGAGAGCUACUAGAGUGGUCACGUAAUUUU
Molecule: messenger RNA, 2181 nt
Organism: Pelobates fuscus (common spadefoot toad)
Lineage: Eukaryota; Metazoa; Chordata; Amphibia; Anura; Pelobatidae
Gene: IL11RA
Product: interleukin 11 receptor subunit alpha
Exons: 12
Coding region: 344-1513 (389 amino acids)
Biological process (GO): cytokine-mediated signaling pathway
Cellular component (GO): external side of plasma membrane; membrane; signaling receptor complex
Molecular function (GO): cytokine binding; cytokine receptor activity
Source: RefSeq, a predicted model, not a curated record